Yamadazyma jaroonii is the source of this 723-nucleotide messenger RNA. NCBI's taxonomy places the organism in Eukaryota, Fungi, Ascomycota, Pichiomycetes, Serinales, Debaryomycetaceae. The record is from the annotation of a GenBank genome assembly.
AUGUCAAGACCAGUUUUAACUUCAAGAGAUUCAAAUAUUAUUUCUCCAAUUAAAUCUAAAUCAAGAUCAAGCUCAGCUUCACCUUUAAAAGACUCUCCAUCAAAAAGAAUUAGAUAUAAUGGAUCACCUAUUAGAAGUCAUAAGAAAUCUUCAUCAUUAUCCACUGCAUCCCCAAACAAAUUACAAUUCAAAAUUUUUGAAGAUCCAAUAGUUUCCAAUACUGUUGAUCAUUUCAAUGAUUUAGAAGUUGAUGGUAAAGAAAACCUUCAAACCAAAGAUUCUAAAUCCCAAACUAAUGACUUUAAUGAACAAGAAAACAUUUUACAACCAAAAUUAAAACAUUUACCUCAAACUAAUAAUACUUUUAGAUCUCCUUUAAGUAAUUUAUCAAUUAAUGAAUACCCAGGUUUUAUAAAUUUUGAUAAUUUUUCAAAACCCCAACAAUUAAACGAACCUUUCAUACCUAAAAAUUUCAAAAAUGAAUCCAAUUCGAUUCAUAAAUUUUAUAAUAAUUAUCCAUCAUAUAUUUCUCCAAUGAAAUCAAAUAAUAAAUUUUUAUUCAAAUCUGUUGAAUCCAAUGAAUUCAAUGAAGAUGACGCUUUGGAACAAGAUUUAUUUAAAAAAUCCGUGUUAAUUAGACGUAAAAGAUCUUUAAGUCUUGGUAAGAAUGACUUGAAGUUAAGCUUAAUCAAGAAAAAUGAUUUUACUAUUUUAUCCAACUAG